This is a messenger RNA of Paramuricea clavata, 508 nucleotides long. Lineage: Eukaryota; Metazoa; Cnidaria; Anthozoa; Malacalcyonacea; Plexauridae. The record is from the annotation of a GenBank genome assembly.
AUGGAUAACCAUUUUGCGAAUUUAUCGGGCGGAAAUAACAUCACUCACUCAAAUGCUGGCACUGAUCGCGGGCAGACCUUUGGCGAUUUCGAAUGUAUAAUAAUGCGAUUUCUCUUUGUUUUUACUGGGUCUGUUGGCCUGCUGGAGAACAUUGUCGUUGUUACAAUUAUCCUACACAGCAGAAUUAUGCUCGAUUUUCCAUCCAAUUGGUUCGUCCUCAGUUUGGCCAUAGCCGAUGCAAUUUUUUGCUUUGCAGCGAUUCCAUUGAUAAAUGCCCUAUGUUUAGGAGCGUCCUAUAUCAUCCUAAUUGGUGUGGUCGCUCAGUUUGUCACCAUUGCCAGCGCUGGAAAUUUAUUCAUCUUGACAUUCAACAGAUUUCUUUCCGUGUAUAACUCGUUAAGAUAUCCUGGCUUAAUGACCUACCGCAGAGCAAAGUGUUUGGUCGUAAUUCCUUGGGGAAUCGCUUUUCUCAUGUCGGUUCUUGUCGGAAUUUCAGUUCAAGCAGGAA